UCUUCUUCAUUACUCAAAAAAGACUUUUAUUACAUUGUAUAUAGACACACAUUGAAACUGAAACAACAUAGAAAAAUAAAAAAUUGUGUGUGAAAAAAGUGUUUCAAUUUCAUUAUCAAUGGCUUCGAAAUUGUUAAUGAUCAGUGUCUUCGUUUUCGAUGUAAUUGCUUUUGCUUUGGCUAUUGCUGCUGAACAGAGACGGAGCACUGCCACAAUUCAAACAGAUAAUGAGCAAGUGUAUACUUAUUGUGUCUAUGACUCCGAUAUUUCAACUGGAUUUGGCGUUGGCGCCUUCUUAUUUCUCAUGGCCGGACAAAUCCUUAUAAUGGUGGCGAGUCGUUGCUUCUGUUUUGGAAAGCCUUUGAGCCCCGGUGGUUCAAGGGGUUGUGCUGUUCUGUUAUUCAUCAUGUGUUGGGUUACAUUUUUCAUCGCGGAGGUAUGUUUGUUGGCUGGUUCAGUAAGGAACGCGUAUCAUACCAAGUAUAGAUCAUCGCUCUUGUUUAAUGAUCGACCUGUAUCUUGUGAGACUGUGAGAAAAGGCGUUUUUGCUGCUGGAGCUGCGUUUAUUUUCUUCACUAGCAUAAUCAAUAAGUUUUACUUUAUCAGUUACUCCAACGCUAAGGGUGGAGCCGGACCAUAUGGUGGAGAAGCUGGUGUGGGAAUGGCAGCUUACAAAUGAGUGUGAUCAAUCAUGAAGUUCUAUAUGUAUACAAUUUUUUCCAGUUUUUAGUUGUACUUGACUUCAUAUUUUGGUACUCUUGGUUUUUUUUUUUCUUUGGAGAAUGUUUAGGUGUUCAAAAGGUGUUUGAUCCAUUUUUUUUUUUUUUGGUAUUGGUGUUUAUAAGAUAGUAUUUUUGAAGA
This is a messenger RNA of Solanum stenotomum, 861 nucleotides long. RefSeq lists its product as uncharacterized. Lineage: Eukaryota; Viridiplantae; Streptophyta; Magnoliopsida; Solanales; Solanaceae. The transcript has 3 exons. The coding region runs from base 119 to 679 and encodes 186 amino acids. The record is from RefSeq and is a predicted model, not a curated record.